UGGAGGAGAGGAUUUCCUGCAUGAAGACAGUUUCACUUCUUUUUUUAUUAGAAUAAAACAUCCUGCAAAGUCUGUUUUUACCAAAGUGAGCACAAUGGAUGCACUAAUUUCCUUCCUCGUUCUUUCAUUCUUACCACGGCUCGUUGUGCCUGACGUUCCCACUUCGACCUCAUAUAGGGCCAUUGUCGAAAUAGUUUCUGGGAAAUCCAGGAUCUUCACCGGGGAACGUCUGCACCUAAGAUGCAUCAUUCCUGAUGUUUACAAGGUCUCCUGGGAUUACCUGUGGUUCAGGGGAUCUGUACAGCUUCCAUGGUCUGGGGAGGUACUCCAGCUGUGGAAUGCCAACAUUAAAGAGAGCGGCAAAUAUUUCUGUCAAGGAAAGAGGGAGACACAGGUGGGAAGCAUAAAAACACAAAGAAGUCUACCUGAGGAGAUCCAUGUUGAUGGAGGGUUUGUCAUACUGCAAACCCCACAACACCCUAUCCUCGUUGGAGACGUCUUGGAUUUCGAGUGUCGCCUCCGAGGGAAGGCUCCCGUCCAACAGACGAUCUUGUACAGAGAUGGCGUUGAAGUCAUGGUACAGAGUGGGAGCAGUUUAAAUUUCCACCUCGCCAAUGUGACUCUGGCGGAUGAAGGAAUGUACUCCUGCAGGGCAUCUUGGGACCUGAGUAGGUGUACGCACUCAGUGAUCUCUGCCGCCACUCCUGUGAAUAUUUUAGAGGUUCUAACUCAGCCGGUGCUGGAGAUUGAUGCAGAAGGCGUUGAGCUCCAAGUGACUAAAAUAAAUCUCAUCUGCCACCUUCAGUACAACGCCCGAGCCCCUGCACCUCCAGUAAAUUACUAUUUCUACAAGAACAACAAUCUACUGGGACCAUCAACCUCACUAAACCACAUCAAUGUCAGACAGGCUCCAGGAUGGUAUAGCUGCAAGGCCAAGGUUCCAAGGCUGGACAUCAUAAGGUGGAGUGAGCCCAAGCGCUUUGGAAAGGUCACAGGACUUCAUUUGAUGCCUCCUGAUCCUCAUCACAGAAACCAGAUGUCAUCUUCUCCCUCUAAAUCACCUCCACACAUCUCUUUGGCUCCUGCAACUCAGCCAGCAACACCAAAGCCCUUUGCUGCAACUCCAUCUUUUAAUCAACACACAGAGGGCUCUGAACAAUCCUCGAUGCAUUCUGAGUUACCAGUCCCAACCAGUCUGCCACCUCCAGACCAGUUUCCAGGCCAAACUAAAGCUCCGAAACCAUGAGAUGUGUCAAGAGGAUUAUUUUAGAAAGUCCUGUGACAUAUCUGGAGGUCCGUCACAUUUAAGCUCAUUUUGACCCAUUCUCAUCAAUAUUCUGAGGCUUAGCCUUCUAACAAUUAUUAACACCAUUCUGCUGUUCUGCUAAUAUACAGGUAUGUGUAUAAAUGCUAACAAUUCUUCACAUCAGCUUCACUGAGUCAGAGGAAGCAGAAUAAAUACAGUUAGAAAAAACAAAUAUUACUGUUCAAACCAAUAAAGCUUUCUAUAAGCUAUA
Girardinichthys multiradiatus is the source of this 1517-nucleotide messenger RNA. Its product is annotated as Fc receptor-like A. Gene Ontology annotation, molecular function: transmembrane signaling receptor activity. The record is from RefSeq and is a predicted model, not a curated record. Gene Ontology annotation, biological process: cell surface receptor signaling pathway. Lineage: Eukaryota; Metazoa; Chordata; Actinopteri; Cyprinodontiformes; Goodeidae. The coding region runs from base 95 to 1246 and encodes 383 amino acids. The transcript is spliced from 6 exons.